GGCAGAUGGACCUACAGUAGUUAUGGCUCCUGAACUGCUCGAAUUUUAGUGAGAAAAAUCCUCGAAAGGAAGGAAGGACCGCAUAUUGACAUCUAUCCGAGGCACCGUGACUUCAUCCUGCAUGGAUCCUCCACGUCAGUCAAAGAUGGUCCUGAUGAGAGCGAUGCUGUCCACGCUGCUCUGCCUGCUGCUGGCUUCCGCCUCCUGGGGCUGUGGACCGGGCAGGGGAUACGGGAAGCGGAGGCACCCUAAGAAGCUGACACCACUAGCUCUGAAACAGUUCAUCCCCAACGUGGCUGAGAAAACCCUGGGAGCCAGCGGCAAGUACGAAGGAAAGAUCAUCCGCAACUCGGAAAGGUUCAAGGACCUGACUCCCAACUAUAACCCCGAUAUUAUUUUUAAAGAUGAGGAGAACACCAACGCAGAUCGGCUCAUGACACAAAGGUGUAAGGACAAACUGAACUCUUUGGCUAUUUCAGUCAUGAAUCAGUGGCCUGGGAUUAAACUUCGGGUCACAGAAGGUUGGGAUGAGGAUGGCCAUCAUUCUGAAGAGUCUCUUCACUAUGAGGGCCGCGCAGUCGAUAUCACCACCUCAGACAGGGAUAAGAGCAAGUAUGGCAUGCUGUCCAGGCUGGCUGUGGAAGCGGGUUUUGACUGGGUCUACUAUGAGUCCAAAGCCCACAUCCAUUGUUCUGUGAAAGCAGAAAACUCUGUGGCUGCUAAGUCUGGAGGAUGCUUCCCUGGUUCUUCUAUGGUGAUCCUAGCAGAAGGAAACACGAAACAACUGAAGGACCUCCAGGUGGGGGACAAGGUGCUGGCUGCUGAUCAAAGAGGAAACCUGGUUCCCAGUGACUUCCUUAUGUUCAUAGACCAGGAUCAACAGAUUUCAAGAGAGUUCCAUGUCCUGGAGACUGAUGAGCCAUGUCAUAGACUGAAAAUGACUCCAGCUCACCUUGUUUUUGUAAUGAACAACAGUACCAACAGCAGCAGCAUUCGUGCCGUGUUCGCGAGUAAUGUAAAACCAGGACAGUGGCUUCUUGUUGUUGGGAAUGACCAGUCGGAAUACCUCAUCCCUGCCAGAGUAACAAGGGUUUAUGUGGAGAAGUAUGAAGGAUCUUAUGCACCUAUGACAUCUCAUGGAACCAUCAUAGUUGACCGGGUUUUGGCAUCCUGCUAUGCAGUAGUUGAGGAUCAUGACCUUGCACACUGGGUUUUCACACCAGUUAGACUGUGGCACUCAUUCUUGUCACUAUUUGGGAUGGUAAAAGAACUCAGCAGUGUGCACCAAGCAGAUGGUGUCCACUGGUACCCAGAGCUCCUCUACUAUGUGGGAAGUUGGCUUCUGGAUAGGAGCUCUUUUCACCCGCAAAGCUGAGAUAUACUGUAUGCUUUAAUAAAUUGUACAUUCACACAAUGCAAUCAAAGAGAGAUGUAUCGCAUUUUAAAGAAUUUCUUUAAAGGCCAAAACAUGGUUUCCUCUGAUACUGACUUUGAAUGCAGACAGGGCAUGCAGUUCCAUUCAUACAAAUAUAGGUUAUGCAUCAGCCUGCUUUUCACAUGGUCACAGUAGCCACAUGGCAAGUAAACAAAACACACACACAGACACACAUGCACACACACAGAGGUUUCUGAAAGUUUGGCUGUGACUUUUAGAAGGUAUUGCCGCUGGUUACAGACUGGCUUAUAGCUCCACGUAAGUAAGAUUAUUCCUAAGGAGUGCAAAUUCUAUAGAACAGCCUGGGCUGGAGUUGGUUGCCCUUCUGUCCCAUGCACAGUAGAUGAUUUCUGAAGAUUUUUAAACCUUCUCAGCUGUUUCCAGGCACCGUUGAUGGAAAGCACACUCCAAAGUCAGGUGGUGACACCUUCUAUUAGAACUCUUCCAGUGACGAAGUAUAGAGGUGUGGAUGAGAGAAAAUCUCUUUGCACAGCCUUUCCUAAUAACAAGCGUUUUGUUUUGACAACCUUUUGUGGACGUAAUAAGUAUGCAGUUAGUGUGCUUGCAGUCCACACAAUCUCAAAUUUUGGGCCCCAUGUGAACAUCUGCAGAGGUGUCCACGCAGACACUCAUGGACUUGAGUAGAUGACAAAAUUCACGUCAUGCACACCACUGUGGACCUUGCAGGUACGUGGACGCAGAAUGCAUGAAUUGGCCUUAAAGCAGCACACAUGUUACUUUAUAAUCUGAUUUUUUAUAUGCUAUAGCUAGAUUGCAAUUUGUGAAAAUUCUGUUUUUCAGGAUUCAAUUUGGGUCAUCUUCACUUUUGUUUUCUCUUGCAAAUAAAUUUGCCUAAAUUAGUUUGUUUAGAGGUGUUCUGCUAGUGACUUCUUGUUUCAUUUCCUUAGAGUGACCUCACUCAUUGACCAUUUUUUUUUAAUUUCAGCAAAUACUUGAGUCUAGUGUUCAUUUUAUGGAGGAAAAAAUGACAAAAUCACAAAAAUAACACCUAGAUUGUAACAUGAGUUACUAUUUAAGCUCUAUAAAAGGUUUAAGCCCAUACUUUCAUGCAAGUCAUGUUUUAAGUACAAUACAAUUGUUUAAUAAUAAGAAUGAAUUUGAAUAAUUUCAUUUGAACUUAGGUGUUGACAAAUGCCAUAUGAUCGUUCUUCUUUGUGAGAGACUGAAAAAGAAAUCAGUAUUUUACUUGAGUGAAAGAGUUUUUUCACAUCAAGAAAUUUAAAGUAAAAUUACUGGAAACAUGUGCUUAGAUAAAAGUAAAAAGCAGAUUAGUAAAAUGUUACUGCAUUGUUAUGUACAGUGGUAAAUCAUCAUACUGUUAACACUGGGCAGAAUUGUGUAGGGGAAAUAUAGCAUAAAUUUAAAAGCAUUAUACAACCUUACUUUACUAUUCAAUAAUUCAUUAAGAUUAUCAUUGCAACUCUACACCUGGAGCUAAAAAAAAAUGAAAAUUGUAAAAAAGUUUAUUUUUGUAAUUUAAUUCAAAAAGAUUGACUGUUGCAUAUUCUAUAUUCAUUGCACAUGAAGUGAAAUAUUUCAAGCCAUAUUUUUUUUCAAUGUUAUUGCUUAUAGCUCUUGAAAAUCAGAAAUCAAGUAUCUCAAAGUAUGAGCAUAUUUCAUUUCAGGUUUGUCUAAAUUAGUAUUCAAACAGUAUGAAUACUGUAUCUCUUGGUCUAGUUCAGUACAUGCAACCACAAUCAUGGGGAAGACUACUGACUUGGGAAAUUUUCCAGAAGACGAUCAUCAACACCCUCCACAAGGAGGGUAGACUACAGAAGGUCAUUACUGAAAAGGCUGGCUGUUGGCAGAUUGCUGUAUUGAAGUAUAUUAAAGGCAAGUUGACUGGAAGGGAAAAGUGUGGCAGGAGAAGGUGCACAAGCAACAGAGAAAGUUGCAAGAAAAGUAGAUGCAAGACCUUGGGGGAAGUCCACAAGCAGUGGACUGAAGCUGGUGUCAAGAGCCACUUUAGAACCUAAUAUCAAGACAUUCCUGAACCAGAGACAUCAGAAGGUCCUACCUGGUCUGAGGAGAAAAACAGCCGGACUUCUGCUCAGUGGGCCAAAAACUUUUUUUUUUCAGAUGAAAGUAAAUUUUAUAUUUCAUUUGGAAUUUAAGAUCCUAGAUUCUGGAGGAAGAGUGAAGAGACACAGAAUCCAAGGUAUUUGAAGCCCAGUGUGAAGUUUCCACAGUCAUGUCAUCUGCUGGUGUUGGUCCACUGUGUUUUAUCAAGUCCAAAGUCAACAGAGUGUCCACCAGGAGACUUUAGAGCACUUCACCUCCAUCUGCUGACAAUCUUUAUGGAGAUAUUGGUUUCCCUUUCAAACAUAGCACCUGCUCACAGAGCCAAAACUACUACCAAAUGGUUUGCUGAUUAUGAUAUUACUGUGCUUGAUUGGCCAGGCAACUCAACUGACCUGAAGAUGACCUAAAAAUACAGAAGAACUGAAGGCUAUCAAAGCAGCCUAGACUUCAAUAGCACCUAAGCAGUAACACAGGCUGGUGGCCUUCAUGCCACACUGCAUUGAUACAGUAAUUCAUGGUUAAGGAGACAAAAGACCAAAUUAGAGGAACAAAUAUAAAGAGUGUAUAAAGAGUGUGUAAAUGAGCAAACUUUUCAGAAGCUGGACUUUUCUGUAUUGUUAAUACUUUGUUGGAUUGAUCAAAGGACAUGUUUUAAAAUUAUGAGACUGGAUUUUUGAUUUUUAUUAGCGAAAAGUAAUUACCAUCAAAAUUAAAAUUUCAAAUUACAUGCAACUGAUAUGGAAUAACAGAAAUACAUGAAGGUUUACCUUUUUGAAUGAAAUUACUUGUUUGGAUUUCUAUUAACCAGUCACAAUUGUAUUGGGCUGUUCUAAGCCAAGUUUGCAGCAACUAGCAACUGCAAACUAGUGACCAGGGAACUGUUUUAUUUGAACAUUUGCACAUAAUGAGACGAGCACUGUAACUGAAGUAGCUAAUUCAUCAAAAUGACCAAGCAUGCCUACGUUAUUACAUUAACCAAAUCCUUGGCAAAACUUUCCAUUUUCGGAUAUGUAGGAUGCUGCUCUGAGGUUGUUGUUGUUUCCCAUUGCUAAGAGGAUUUUGAAAACAAUAGAUAGUAAAAGGGGAGGAGAAAGCCACGUGGUCUGAAACAGCAAGGCUUAUUCCCAAAGUCUACGUUCAAUGAGUCAGACUAGUGACUCUACGACCCAUUCUAUACCUCCUGAUUACUUCUUGGUAAGUGAUCAUCCUUUUUUUUCUUUGUUUGUCAACUCACAUGUCAGAUUUUGUCAAACUUCUUGACAUUUUUUUUUCAUGAGCAGCCAUGAUGCAGACAUGCAGAAAGACACAGCCCAUAAGUUUGAAACUGAGAAACCUCUAGUUUUCACACGUUUCCUGAUCAACAUGUUAGUGCAGUCAGGCUGAUUUAAAAUCACAUGUCAUUUUGUUUCAAGAAAAACAAGAUUUUAAACUUGUCUGUCAAUGAUCACUGCACACGGAUGUAUUCAGUUUUGUUGCAGUAAGUUAUUAUUGUUAUUAUUGUGAUGCGUGUAUUUUAGUGUAGUCUUUCUAUAGUAUUUGUUUUUGAUUAUUCAUCAGAGGAAAUGCUAAACUGUUCAACUUAGGAAAAUGCAGUUAUUGAGAGGUGACACUGUUAUGAAUAGUUUGACAUUUAAGUAAUGGUGCACUGGUUUGUGUUCACUUACACUACCGUUCAAAAGUUUGGGGUCACUUAGAAAUGUUCUUAUUUUUGAAUGAAAAACAUUUUUUUCUUUCUAUGAAGAUAACAUUAAAUGACUGAGAAAUCCAGUCUAGACAUUGUUAAUGUGGUAAAUGACUAUUCUAGCUGGAAACAGCUGAUUUUUAAUGGAAUAUCUCCAUAGGGAUACAGAGGAACAUUUCCAGCAACCAUCACUCCUGUGUUCUAAUGCUACAUUGUGUUAGCUAAUGGUAUUGAAAGGCUAAUUGAUGAUUAGAAAACUCUUGUGCAAUUAUGUUAGCACAAGAAUAAAAGUGUGAGUUUUCAUGAAAACUUGAAAUUGUCUGGGCGACCCCAACUUUUUGAAUGGUAGUGUAUGUUGUACACCUUUCAGGCAUAACAUUAUGACCACCUGCCUAAUAUUGUGUUGGUCCCCUUUAUGCUGCUAAAACUCCUCUGACCCAGUGGGGCAUGAACACAGGACCUCUGGGGAUGUUCUGUGUCACCAGGAUGGUGGCAGUGAAUUCUGUGGGUUCUGUGGGUUGCAGGGGUGCAUUGUCCUGCUGAGGGUGUCACCUGGCAUCAAGGACCUGCUGUUGAUAUGGGGGGUCGAGGGGUCGAGGGGUUGCUUGACUUGCAAUGUUUAGGUGGGUGGUACACGUCAAACAUCCACAUGAAUGUCAGGACUCAAGGUUUCCCAGCAGAAUGUUGCAUUAAAACAAGAUGAUCGAUGUUUUUCACUCCACCUGUCAGUGGUCAUAAUGUUGUGGCUGAUCGGUGUAUAAUGUUCUAUGUUUCUGAGUCCAGUUUGAGCAUACAGUGUUUAUCAUUUAGUGAAUUGGUCUGUCAGGAAGAGAGACAGGAAUGAAGAAUGCCAGUGGGUUGGAAAAGGAUUUUGCUGUUCCAACACUGAUAACAUGUUUAUUUAUUAUUUUUCUGUCUAACAUCUUUGGCCUAUGCGAUAUAUGGACAUGUUAGAACCGUCAGUGUUUCUGGGUCUAAAACCCAUUCUGAAUGAUCAGUGUAUUUAAGUGUAGUAAAAGACUGAGUUAUUGUGAUUGUUAUGACUGACUGUUAGGAUCAAUUAUAUUUUCAUUAAUGGAUAUACAGUACGACAUCAAUAAAUUAUUUUUUUAUA
Amphiprion ocellaris (clown anemonefish) is the source of this 6273-nucleotide messenger RNA. It is a transcript of the gene shhb, whose product is annotated as sonic hedgehog signaling molecule b. The record is from RefSeq and is a predicted model, not a curated record. Bases 122 to 1375 code for a protein of 417 amino acids. NCBI's taxonomy places the organism in Eukaryota, Metazoa, Chordata, Actinopteri, Pomacentridae. Gene Ontology annotation, biological process: protein autoprocessing; intein-mediated protein splicing; multicellular organism development. The transcript has 3 exons. Gene Ontology annotation, molecular function: patched binding; calcium ion binding.